Molecule: messenger RNA, 618 nt
Organism: Chlorella variabilis
Lineage: Eukaryota; Viridiplantae; Chlorophyta; Trebouxiophyceae; Chlorellales; Chlorellaceae
Exons: 2
Coding region: 1-618 (205 amino acids)
Source: RefSeq, a predicted model, not a curated record
AUGCUGGCAUACCAAAAACUGCUUGAUUCGAAAGCCGACCGCGGCGAGAUUGUUGGCAACAUCCUGUGGUUCCCAUGGCAGGUGUUUUAUUACGCUGCACACGCGUCCAACCCCUGCGUGAAGACCAUCUGCGAAAUAGGGUUUGGCGCCGGCCACUCCACCCUGCUGUACCUCAGCGUCAACAAGGACGCGGUGCUGUACACAUUCGACAUCUUUGAGCUGGGACCCUUCCAGGAUGCAGCCGUGGAGUUCCACAAGAGUGUGCCCCACGCCAGGCGGUGGCACCGCAUCAAGGGUGACUCCCAGCAGACGGUGCCCAAGUUUGCCAGCGAGAACCCAGGGGUGAAGUGCGACAUAGUGCACGUCGAUGGGUGGCACGAGUCGCCCGUCGUGUACAACGACAUCAAGAACUUCCGGCUGCUGGCGCACCAGGAGACAGUGGUGCUGAUUGAUGACGCCAACGAGGCGCCCACGCAGGGCGACAUGCAGCAAGCGGUGGACAAGGGCGUCACCGAGGAGUGGGAGUGCAUGGAUGCACGGGACGAAACGGACGAGCGCUUUGCGUCGCAGCCCAUCUGGCCGAAACGCUUCUGUACGACACGCUACAUCCUGGCCUGA